UAGGAACAAGCGUAGAUGGAGGAAAGAAAACAAGAAAGAGAUAAAUAUGAACAAUUGCGCAGACCUACGCCCCUAACAGAACCAAAUAUGACUGAGAGUGAAAAGAAAACUACCUCUGAUGGCGAAUUUGAUGAACAUGGUUACUGGAUCAAUCGGUGGACCACUAAAAAUAUUCCUUUCCACCAGGAAGAAAUGCACGUAUCACUUGAGAAACACUUGGACAAAUUUAUUGAUGGAAGAAAUGGAAUAAAAAUUUUCUUUCCCCUCUGUGGGAAAUGUGUAGAUAUGAAAAAAUUAGCAGAUAAAGGGCACAAUAUUGUUGGAGUUGACAUUGCUGAACAAGCUUUACAGGAAUUCUUUACAGACCAGAAUUUGGAAUAUACUGUUGAAGAAUUAAAGGACAACACAGGAAAACUCUUUGCAAGCAAAGAUGGAAAGAUCAAACUAUAUUGCAUGGAUUUGUUUAAAUUUUCAAAGGAUUUUGAAGGGCAGUUUAAUGCUAUUUGGGAUCGAGGAGCUCUUGCUGCUAUCAUCCCCAAAACCAGAAUAAGGUAUGCCCAGGUGAUAAGAGAAUUACUUUCCCCUGACUGUCACUAUAUGAUUGCCGCAAUGCAGUAUGACCCUUCAUUAUUUCCAGGUCCCCCCUACAAUGUUACUGAAGAGGAUAUCCAAAAUUUAUAUGGUGAUAUGUGCAGCAUUGAAGAAAUUGAUGAAAAUGACUAUGCUCCAAAGUUCAAAGAUUUGGGAUUGGAUGUGAUAUUUGAACGGAUCUACUUUUUGAAAAUUAAAUGAAGAUCCCUCCAACACUGAUAUGGCCUUUUACCCUUUUAUAUAUUCACAUUGACUCAACCAGAUAUACUUCUACUUCUCUGGAACUGGAUUUGUACCAAGGAAAAAAAUCUAUACCAUUUUAUUUUCCCUUCACUGAAGUUAAACAUGUUUCUCUCUCUCUCACACACACACACACUCAUACACACACACACACACCACACACCCAUACACACACACUAGGCAGCCUUUGUAUAUUCUUUUCUCAGUAUGCUCAGUAAAAUCGAUGAUGCUAGAAAGGUAUCCAGCCAUAGAAACCAUACCGAACCUGAGGCACUGGAACAAGACGUGGUCCGCUGGUCCAUUCAGUCGAAUCUAACCAAUUGCAGUAUAAAAAGUAAAUGUGAAAAUUAUGGGGACAGUGUUGAUAGCAGUGAUAACAAUAAUUAUGACAACAUGAAAUUUUUUUCUUUAUUUAAAAAUAUGAAUAACAUUUAAAAACCAUUUAUUUUCUAAUUGUCUAUUAAUCAUAAUACUGUAAAAUAGUACAAAUGUACAAAAUAUGUGGAACGAUCUGCAAUUAUACAAUUUUUUUUUUUUAUCCUAGUUUUGUAUAAAUAAAUACAAAAUGUUUAAAUAACAAGAAAAGCUUUACAUUAUUCAAGAAUUGUAUACAAAUAAAUCAUUUGAAUUA
Messenger RNA from Octopus sinensis (East Asian common octopus), 1462 nucleotides. RefSeq names its product probable thiopurine S-methyltransferase. The record is from RefSeq and is a predicted model, not a curated record. Gene Ontology annotation, molecular function: thiopurine S-methyltransferase activity. The transcript is spliced from 10 exons. The coding region runs from base 16 to 792 and encodes 258 amino acids. NCBI's taxonomy places the organism in Eukaryota, Metazoa, Mollusca, Cephalopoda, Octopoda, Octopodidae.